Messenger RNA from Panicum hallii, 2889 nucleotides. Its product is annotated as beta-galactosidase 11-like. Gene Ontology annotation, cellular component: vacuole; cell wall. Bases 1 to 2550 code for a protein of 849 amino acids. The transcript has 15 exons. Gene Ontology annotation, biological process: carbohydrate metabolic process. Gene Ontology annotation, molecular function: carbohydrate binding; beta-galactosidase activity. NCBI's taxonomy places the organism in Eukaryota, Viridiplantae, Streptophyta, Magnoliopsida, Poales, Poaceae. The record is from RefSeq and is a predicted model, not a curated record.
AUGUCCGGCCACCGCGCCCGCCUCGCCGCGCUGGCGGUCGCGCUGAUGAUGGCCUCCGGCGCCGCGGCGGCGUGGGAGCUCACCAAGAAGGGCACCGUCAUCUCCUACGACCGCCGCUCGCUCAUGGUCGACGGCCGCCGGGAGAUCUUCUUCUCCGGCUCCAUCCACUACCCGCGGAGUCCGUCGGACAUGUGGCCCGACCUCAUCGCCAAGGCCAAGGAGGGCGGGCUCAACGUCAUCGAGAGCUACGUCUUCUGGAACAUCCACGAGCCGGAGAAAGGCGUGCUCAACUUCGAGGGGAGGUACGACAUGGUCAAGUUCUUCAAGAUGAUCCAGGACAACGACAUGUACGCCAUCGUCCGGAUCGGGCCCUUCAUCCAGGCAGAAUGGAAUCAUGGAGGGCUGCCCUACUGGCUGAGGGAGAUCCCUGACAUUGUGUUCCGGACGAACAACGAGCCAUUCAAGUCGCACAUGGAGAAGUUUGUGAACCUCAUAGUGAAAAAGCUCAAGGACGCCAACCUGUUUGCAUCGCAAGGAGGUCCCAUCAUUCUAGCACAGAUUGAGAAUGAGUACCAGCACCUGGAGGCGGCGUUCAAAGAGGAAGGCACCAAGUACAUCAACUGGGCAGCGAAGAUGGCCGAAGCUACCAGCACCGGCGUGCCCUGGAUCAUGUGCAAGCAGACAAAAGCUCCUGGUGAAGUGAUCCCUACCUGCAACGGGAGGAACUGUGGAGAUACAUGGCCAGGUCCAACCAACAAGACCAAGCCUCUCUUGUGGACUGAAAACUGGACAGCGCAGUACAGGGUAUUCGGUGAUCCACCAUCCCAGCGUUCGGCCGAGGACAUUGCGUUCGCCGUGGCACGCUUCUUCUCUGUGGGCGGUACUAUGACAAACUAUUACAUGUACCAUGGAGGGACAAACUUCGGAAGGACGGCUGCCGCCUUUGUGAUGCCAAAAUACUACGAUGAGGCACCUCUUGACGAAUUUGGCCUGUACAAGGAGCCUAAAUGGGGCCAUCUGAGGGACCUGCACCAGGCGCUGAAGCUGUGCAAGAAGGCCCUGCUGUGGGGGACGAUGUCGACGCAGCCGCUGGGCAAGCAACUCGAGGCGAGGGUGUUCGAGGUAAAGGAUCAGAACGUGUGCGUGGCGUUCCUCUCCAACCACAACACCAAGGACGACGUGACCCUGACCUUCCGAGGACAGCCCUACUUCGUUCCGCGCCACUCCAUCAGCAUCCUCGCCGACUGCAAGACAGUCGUCUUCAGCACCCAGCACGUGAACUCCCAGCACAACCAGAGGACGUUCCAUUUCACGGACCAGACGGUGCAGAACAACGUGUGGCAGAUGUACGACGAGGAGAAGAUCCCCAAGUACAAGCAGGCCAAGAUCAGGACGCGGAAGCCGGAGGAACUCUACAACCUUACCAAGGACAAGACCGACUACGUCUGGUACACCUCCAGCUUCAAGUUGGAGUCUGAUGACAUGCCGUUCCGCCGUGACAUCCGCCCUGUGCUCGAGGUCAACAGCCAUGGCCACGCCUCGGUGGCGUUUGUCAACAACGCCUUCGUAGGAUGCGGGCACGGGACCAAGAUGAACAAGGCGUUCAUGCUCCAGAAGCCCAUGGACCUGAAAAAGGGCGUCAACCACAUCGCCGUCUUGGCAUCAACACUGGGAAUGAUGGACAGUGGCGCUUACCUGGAGCACCGAGAGGCCGGCAUCGACAGGGUGCAGAUCACGGGGCUCAACGCCGGCACGCUGGACCUGACGAAUAACGGCUGGGGCCACAUCGUCAGCCUCGUCGGCGAGCAGAAGGAGAUCUACACCGAGAAGGGCAUGGGCACCGUCGCCUGGAAGCCCGCCGUGAACGACAAGCCGCUCACAUGGUACAAGAGGAACUUCGACAUGCCGUCGGGAGAUGACCCGGUGGUGCUCGACCUGAGCCCAAUGGGCAAGGGCAUGAUGUUCGUCAACGGCGAGGGCAUCGGCCGCUACUGGAUCUCCUACAAGCACGCCCUCGGCCGGCCAUCGCAGCAGCUGUACCACGUGCCGAGAUCCUUCUUGCGCGAGAAGAACAACGUGCUGGUGCUGUUCGAGGAGGAAGGCGGGCACCCGGAAGCGAUCAUGAUCCUGACGGUGAAGCGCGACAACAUCUGCACCUUCAUGUCGGAGAAGAACCCGGCGCACAUCAAGAACUGGCAGCGCGAGGACAGCCAGAUCACGGCGAAGGGCGGCGGCGGCGGCGACCUCAAGCCCCAGGCGACGCUGUCGUGCCCGCCCAAGAAGGUGAUCCAGCAGGUGGUGUUCGCGAGCUUCGGCAACCCGCAGGGCAUCUGCGGCAACUACACCUUGGGCAACUGCCACACGCCGCGCGCCCACGAGGUGGCGGAGAAGGCCUGCCUUGGCCAGCGGACCUGCACGCUCCCCGUGUCGGCCGACGCGUACGGCGGCGACCUUAAGUGCCCCGGCACCACCGCCACGCUCGCCGUGCAGGCCAAGUGCUCCAAGAGGGCGCCCGGAGCACCCGGCGCCCCCGCCGCCGCCGCGCAAUGAUCAACUCAACCAAGUCGGCUAGCUGGUAGUAGCUCUUGGUGAUCUGAUGAUGAUCGAUGAUGUCCCAUUAUUUCUUGAGAUGCUGCUGUAAACACGGCUUGCUUGCUUCGUAGACGUGGCUGAUGACCUGGCCCGAGACGUUGAUCGGAACAUCCAUGCGUGGGAGGUUGGGGAGUGGAUUGCAUGCAUAUUGUCGGUAUUAUUGUUGUAUAAGCUUGACAUACAUGUAGGAUUAGAGUGUGUUAAUUGGAUGAUGAGCAAAACAUGUAUGCAGAUGGUCGUUGAUCAAUUUGGUGAUUAAUAAUGGCAAUAAUGGACAGCCUAGUGCACUGACUUACA